AUGACGCGACUGUACAUCAAGUACCGGAUGUUUGGGUUUGAUGAUAUCCUGCUUGGUUUCGCGACAGUCUUUCAUAUAGCUCAAGCUAUCGCAAUGUUUGUUAGCUUAAACAAUGGCCUCGGCAAGUUCAAUUCUAUUACGCCACCAGAACAAUGGGCAAUAUCUUCAAAAUCUGUUCUCGCGGCCGUUAUUCUCUGUUUUAUAACAUUGAGCCUCGCAAAAUGCUCCGUCCUCGCUCUUAUUCUUCGAAUCAUUGACUCCAAGACUGGGAAGAGCAAACCGUUCUGUAUUGGACUUAUGGUUCUUAGUUCGGCAUGGGGAAUAGGCUCAUCUUUAGCAUUCCUCAUCAACUGCCGCGCCGGCACAUUGUUGACUCUGGAUAAUGUUAAACAAUGUCCCAACCAGAAUGCACGCUGGGCUGUGAUUACUGCGAUUGACAUCGUAACCGAGAUUCUUACUUGGCUUCUUAUUGUAUGGGUCUCCUGGAGCGUCAACAUGUCCUUCUCCCGCAAGUGUCAGGUCGCCUUGGCUUUCUCAUUCCGCCUACCACUUAUCGCCUUUUCAGCCAUUCAUCUGGCGUAUUUCAGCAAGUACCCGACCUCGGCCGAGCCUCAAUUUGCUGUCACAAACAGCCUGCUCUUCCAACAGACUAUGAUUGUCUGGUCCCUUAUUACUGCCACGGUACCAAACAUGAAGAAUUUUCUCAAAUCCUUCUCCAUAGGCUUAGGCUUUCCCCUGGCCUACGAUUCCAGCGUGUACGGAUCAAGCAACGCGUAUCCACUUCGCUCACUUGAGAAUAGCCGUUCCAAGGCCACUUCAGCUGCAGGGGCAUCGACCUCUGUAUGGAUCCGUGAUCAGUCUGACAGCGAGGCCCGUGGUCGACCUCACAACUGGAGGCCGGAUCAGGUUCCGAAUCAAACUGCUGCCAUGGCGCACUUCGGCAGGGAUAGCCGUGAGAACCUGUCGGAUGAGGAAAGGUCAAGAACCGGCAGUCGAGAUAUGAUAAUCAUCAAGGAGGUGGCAUGGAAGGUUACGCACGAGGACCAUCAAUCGGCGGGCGCCAGCUCUUUGUAA
Trichoderma breve is the source of this 1074-nucleotide messenger RNA. RefSeq lists its product as uncharacterized. The record is from RefSeq and is a predicted model, not a curated record. Bases 1 to 1074 code for a protein of 357 amino acids. The transcript is spliced from 4 exons. Lineage: Eukaryota; Fungi; Ascomycota; Sordariomycetes; Hypocreales; Hypocreaceae.